GUUGCCUCUCUCCGCCUCAGCCUUCCGAGCGGGUGGGGUGGCAGUUGGUCCUCUCGCCUUCUGGGAGGGGAUGUGGAUGUGACUGUCCCCCAGCCCCCACUGCCCGGCGCGCUCCCUCAACAAUGAGGGGAGGCGGCCUCCCCAGGUCAAAAACGAUUGUUCUCUUGCAGUGAGGAGAGUGGUGUGCCACUGAGGGGGGUCGGGGGGCUGACCCCACAACCCCGGGCUUCUCGCCGCCACCACCCGGCUCUCGCUGGCUUGCCUGUCCCCUCUUCCGGAGCAUAUUGCCCUUCUGGCCACUUUUGAGGCCAUUUAUGGGGCCAUCUCCCCCCAAGGGGCUCUGACCUUUCCCCCCAAUUAAGGGGACGGGCACUUUCAUGAGGAUUACUCUCUUUUUUUCAGUUUUAUUGUUUAUAUGACACUUUUAAUCCAGGGAGCUCCAGAACCUGUUUUAAGGGGUCGUUACCCCAAGUACUCUUUCCCUCUCUUCCUCACACCCCACUGGCUGGAGGCCAUGUUUCCUGUUUUCCCUUGCACCCUCCUGGCCCCCCCAUUCCCUGUAUUGGGAUUGGAUUCCAGGGGGGUUGGCAAUCUAAUGAACUCUUUUCCCCCACCUCAGGGUCACGCCCAGAAUCCCCUGCAGGUCGGGGCUGAGCUUCAGUCCCGGUUCUUUGCAUCCCAGGGCUGCAACCAGAGUCCAUUCCAGGCUGCCCCAGCCCCCCCACCGACUCCUCAGGCCCCAUCCGCCGAGCCCCUCCAGGUUGACCUCCUCCCCGUCCUCGCCGCAGCCCAGGAAUCUGCUGCUGCUGUGGCGGCGGCAGCCGCGGCGGCGGCCGCAGCCGCUGCCGCCCCCCCAGCCACUGCCACAGCUUCCACGGUGGACACGGCGGCCCUGAAACAGCCCCCCGCGCCACCUCCGCCACCCCCUCCGACCUCCGCGCCAGCUCCCGAAGCUGCCCCUCCAGCUACAAUCGCUGCUGCUACUGCCACGGCUGCUGCUGCCCCGACCUCCACGGCCGUCGUAGCUCCUGUGGCUACUGCUCUGGAGAAGAAGUCAAAGAGCAAAGGGCCGUAUAUCUGUGCCCUCUGUGCCAAGGAGUUUAAGAACGGCUAUAACCUUCGACGGCAUGAAGCCAUCCAUACGGGUGCCAAGGCCGGGCGGGCCGGCCCCGGUGCUAUGAGGAUGCCCACCAUGGUGCCCCUCAGCCUCCUAAGUGUGCCAGCGACACUGGGCGGAGCUGGCGGGGGUGGGGGCGAAGGGGGCGCCGGGGGUGGAGGGGCCGGAGUUGGAGGCGGCGGAGUGGUCACCACCACGGCCUCCGGGAAGCGGAUCCGGAAGAACCACGCGUGUGAGAUGUGCGGAAAGGCCUUCCGUGACGUGUACCACCUGAACCGGCACAAGCUGUCACACUCUGACGAGAAGCCGUACCAGUGCCCCGUGUGUCAGCAGCGCUUCAAGCGCAAGGACCGCAUGAGCUACCAUGUGCGCUCACAUGACGGCGCUGUGCACAAGCCCUACAACUGCUCCCACUGUGGCAAGAGCUUUUCCCGGCCAGACCACCUCAACAGCCACGUCAGACAGGUGCACUCAACAGAACGGCCCUUCAAAUGUGCGACAUGUGAAGCAGCAUUUGCUACCAAGGACCGACUUCGAGCACAUACGGUGCGGCAUGAAGAGAAGGUGCCAUGCCAUGUAUGUGGCAAGAUGCUGAGCGCAGCCUACAUCUCUGACCACAUGAAGGUGCACAGCCAGGGGCCUCACCACGUCUGCGAGCUCUGCAACAAAGGUACAGGUGAGGUCUGUCCUAUGGCGGCAGCAGCAUCAGCGGCGGCAGCGGCGGCGGCGGCAGCAGCAGCAGUUGCAGCAGCUACCCCCACAGCUGUGGGCUCCCUUUCUGGGGCAGAGGGUGUCCCUGUGAGCUCUCAGCCACUUCCCUCACAGCCCUGGUGAGCCCUAAGGUGGGGGUUGGGGUAUAGAGGAAAGGCCUCAGUCCCCUCUCUCCUCUCCCACCCCCUUCCCACCAACUCUUUCUUCCCCCACCAACCAAGGAGCCACCAGAAGGAAGGAGUGAAGAAAUGUUUUCUUAGGGGAAUUCACUAGAUUUUAAACAUUUGUUUCUCUUCUCUCUCCUCUUCCUAUAUGAACCCCAUUGUUCCUCUGGUGAUUUGGGGGCCCCCUAGACUGAUAUCAGGGGUAGCAGAGGACAAACCAGCUGUCUCAUUGCCCUCUCUUCUCCAUCGCCCUUCCCAUGCUCUCCCAGGGAUUCAAGAACCUUUUCCCUUAAAGGUCCUUUUCCUUCCCACCUUUCCAAUCCCCUAUUUGCCUACUGUCUGCUGCCCAUCCCUGGGGAGUUGGUGCUGUUUAAAUGGGAGGGGCGGGGUAAGAGUGUGGAGGAAGAUAGAAGGGAAAUCAAAGAUUCUGUCCUCGGUGUGGGGAGAAGAGAGAUUUGGAAAGAAAGAGGCUGAGAUGAGGGGCAAACAAGAAUGGACUUAGUGUCACAGGUGGAGGUUUGUUUGGGGUCCUUGGCCCUAAUCUUAUCCCUCUAGAAUGUAUCAUAAAGAAGACUGGGCAAGUAAGGGGAUAAAACAUUUUGGGGAGAAGGCAGACUAAGAGGCGGGACCUUGGGGGAGGGGAGUAGGGUGAGUAAAGGACAGAAUGAGAGGAUAAAGUUUUGGGGGUGCCAGAAAAUAAAGGUGCUUCCCAGGGGGGGAAUGCAGCGGCAGUAUUUCCCCCAUCCCCUCUCAUCUCAACUGUAGUUCUGUCCUUUUUUUUAUCCCUUUUUUUCCCCUCCUCUCCCCAACAGAAAUUGUGGCCCUAGCCAUGACAUCGUGUUCCUGUGUCCCCUGCAUGUUCCCCACCCUUUACCCCCUCCCUUUGCGGACCCCAUUACAAUAAAUUUUAAACAAAAACAUACCU
Messenger RNA from Trichosurus vulpecula (common brushtail), 2917 nucleotides. RefSeq names its product MYC associated zinc finger protein (gene MAZ). Gene Ontology annotation, molecular function: RNA polymerase II cis-regulatory region sequence-specific DNA binding; DNA-binding transcription factor activity, RNA polymerase II-specific. The record is from RefSeq and is a predicted model, not a curated record. Gene Ontology annotation, cellular component: nucleus. NCBI's taxonomy places the organism in Eukaryota, Metazoa, Chordata, Mammalia, Diprotodontia, Phalangeridae. The transcript has 5 exons. Bases 416 to 1951 code for a protein of 511 amino acids. Gene Ontology annotation, biological process: regulation of transcription by RNA polymerase II.